AUGAAGAGCUUCCGAUUGCUCCCGGCACUAAGCCUCAUACUUGCAUCCGCGAGCCAGGUGUUGACCGUGACUCCUAUGCCGGAGAGCGUUGCUCAGGGCGGCGAAGGGAUGCGCUUUCUCUGGGCGCAAGUCCAGGAUGGGGUUUUACAUCGGGAGCUGCCUGGUGAGCUUCGUGCUCAUGAAGCGGCCUGGAUCGACUUCUUGCACACCGACGGCAAACGGAUUAUCAACGACUACUACCUCGCUCUGCCAAGGAGCAGUCGUCCGACCGCUCCGCUUUGGAGAAAGAAACUGCUCAGCCUGGCAGCCGGCGACGAGACGUACUACACCUCGGCACGCUGGGAGGGACAUCGCAAGGCGAUCGCCGAACAACUCGUCACCACGUUUGCCGAGCGACAGCUAGCCGAACGAGCUGCGGCACAAGCAGCUCAGACAGCCCAGGAGCGCGCUGCACAACAGAAGAAGGCUUGGGGCAGGUCGCUCAGUCUCGGCAGAGUUGGGUGGUAG
Kalmanozyma brasiliensis GHG001 is the source of this 507-nucleotide messenger RNA. RefSeq lists its product as uncharacterized. The coding region runs from base 1 to 507 and encodes 168 amino acids. Lineage: Eukaryota; Fungi; Basidiomycota; Ustilaginomycetes; Ustilaginales. The record is from RefSeq and is a predicted model, not a curated record. The transcript is spliced from 4 exons.